Cynoglossus semilaevis (tongue sole) is the source of this 3426-nucleotide messenger RNA. RefSeq lists its product as uncharacterized. The record is from RefSeq and is a predicted model, not a curated record. Gene Ontology annotation, biological process: blood coagulation; phospholipase C-activating G protein-coupled receptor signaling pathway; thrombin-activated receptor signaling pathway. The transcript has 4 exons. The coding region runs from base 170 to 2503 and encodes 777 amino acids. Gene Ontology annotation, cellular component: plasma membrane. Gene Ontology annotation, molecular function: thrombin-activated receptor activity. Lineage: Eukaryota; Metazoa; Chordata; Actinopteri; Pleuronectiformes; Cynoglossidae.
AGAUGCACUUUCGGAUCACCUGACUCGGUGACGUCACAGAGGUGACAUAAAGCACCUAUUUGGACGCCUGAGCGAAAGAGUUAAAGAGAAGCAAGACCGCACCCACGGUCUUGCUCACACACGAACAAAUACAGCAUUCGUUUAUUUUUUCUCUUCACUUGGUGCAGUCAUGGUUUCUGGAAUACUUUGGCUGGUCCUGCUCGCAUGCUGCGCGCCGACCUGUCUUUCAACAGAAGAUCUGAGAGGCUUCACUGGUACGGAGACUGAAAACAAAGCAGUGUGGGUCACCGCCCAGGCCGAACACGUCCUAAGCAGUCGCCUUACGACCCUCUUCCUACCAAUUAUCUACAUCAUUGUGUUUGCUGUUGGUCUGCCCACGAAUGCCUUGGCUAUUUGGGUUUUCCUCUUUCGCACCAAGGAGAAACAUCCGUCCUCAAUCUACAUGGCCAACCUGGCUCUGGCCGACCUGCUCUUUGUCAUCUGGGUCCCACUGAAAAUAUCCUACCACUUUAAUGGCAACAACUGGAUCUAUGGGGAUGGUAUGUGCAAAGUGCUAGUGGCGUUUUUCUAUGGUAACAUGUACUGCUCAAUCUGCUUCAUCACCUGCAUUAGUGUUCAGCGGUACUGGGCCAUAGUUAGCCCCUUGUCACGAAAGCAUAGGAGCAACCGUCUCGCUGUUGGCGUCUCUGUGGCAGUGUGGCUAACCAUCUGGCUGAUCACGGUUCCUCUCUACCUGUAUGAUCAAGCAGUAUAUGUAGAAAACCUCAGCAUCUGGACCUGCCAUGAUGUCACCAGGCCCAGUCAAAGGAAAAUAGCAGCGGGGUACUUCCUCACGAUGGGAUUGCUGGGCUUUAUCGUUCCCACAGUGGUGUGCAUCAUAUCUUAUGUCUUCAUGCUUAAGGCUCUCAGGAACAGCAUGGCCGAUUCUACCAUUGCCAAGAAGAGACGGAAGGCUGUGGUGUUAAUCAUCACAGUGCUGGUCAUGUUCUUGGUCUGCUUCACUCCUAGUAACAUCAUGCUGCUGGUACACUAUAGCCUCCUCUUGCGUGAAGCUACAAACAACUUGUACGGCUUCUACAUCACCACGCUGUGCCUCGCAAGUCUCAAUAGCUGCCUGGACCCCUUUGUGUACUACUUUAUUUCUGAGGAUUUCAGAGAGCAUGUGAAAAACACAUUCCUCUGCAGAAGUGAGAGGACAGUAGAGAGGAUGAGAGUCUCUUUCAGUGCUCUGAAGUUCUCAAAGAAGAGCAACACAUACACAUCUGAGUCUCGUAACACACAGAGCUCAGAGUGCAGAGGUUCAUGUGGAAGUACAGCACUGCUCAGGAACGGAAUAAAUAUGGAUUUUACUCGGUUGUCGUGGCUUCUUCUGCCGCUUUUCGUCUGCUGUUUUUCUGUUUCUUCAGGUAUCCCUAAGGGAAGGGGAUUCAUUGGGAUUAUAGACCCAGAAAAUUCUGACCAAGUUGUUGUGGACCAUAAGACAGCCGCCACACUCAAGAGCAACGUUACCACUGUCUUUUUCCCAAUCAUUUACAUUAUCAUCUUUGUGAUCGGUCUUCCCGCCAAUGGCAUGGCCAUCUGGGUGUUUCUCUUCAGGACUAAGAAGAAACACCCAUCAUCCAUCUACAUGGCCAACCUGGCUCUGGCUGACCUGCUUUUUGUCAUCUGGAUACCACUAAAAAUUGACUAUCAUAUUAAGGGCAAUGAUUGGGUUUACGGCGAGCCUCUGUGUAAGGUUCUUGUGAGCUUCUUCUAUGGAAACAUGUACUGCUCGGUUCUCUUCAUUACCUGCCUCAGUGUGCAGCGGUACUGGGUGGUUGCUUAUCCACUUUCCCACCGGAGCAAGAACAACAAAUUGGCUAUCUGCGUCUGUGUGGCCAUUUGGGCUUUCAUCUGGCUGACCUCUACCCCUCUUUACCUGUAUAACCAUACUGCCAAGCUCAAAGACCCUAACAUUACCACCUGUCAUGAUGUCAACAUCAUACACGACCCAGAAAAUCCCUUCCCCUCCAUCCAGCUCCCGUACUACUAUUUCAUCUUCAUGGGAAUGGUUGUGUUCCUGGUGCCGUGCAUUAUCAUCAUUGUUGCCUAUGUUCUAUUGCUCAAGGCCCUUGGAAACAGCAUGGAGGAAAGUUCAGCAUCAAAGAACCGACACAGGGCUGUGGUGUUGAUCGUGACUGUCCUGGUGACAUUUCUGGUUUGUUUCGUCCCCAGUAACAUCAUGCUGAUUGCACAUUAUUCACUGCUUAAGGAUGGAGAGAUAAAUAAUGGCUACGGCUUCUACAUCUCCACGUUAUGCAUUGCUGGACUCAAUAGCUGCCUGGACCCUUUCAUUUACUAUUUUGUCUCUGAGGACUUCAGAAACCACGUGAAGAACACUUUGUUGUGCCGGAGCAGCAGGACAGUGGAGAGGAUGAGAGUGUCCUUCAGCUCCAUGCAAUACUCCCGAAAGAGCAAGGCAUACGUAUCUGAGAGUGGUAACACACAAAGCAGCUCAUGCUAGCUCCCUGAAGGAGAGCCAUCACCCGUCCGCCCUGUACUCUCAUGGAAAGACAGCACACAGGCUGUGUGAGAGAUUGAGACUCAGAUAGACACAUAGACCUGUGUCCAGCGCAACUACUUGAAGCAUUGCCAAAGAUGAACUUAAAAUGCAGAUGUUAGUGUAAAUACAAGAGCUUUUUUGCACCCCGUUCGCCACCAUUGAACUCCACUGAGAAAUGUUUUACUGAAGAGUGUCGUUUUUCUGCUACUUGCUUUUUAUUUUCCUAGAUAUCACUAACUUAUCCAAGCAUAGCUUUAACAGACCAUGUGAGCUCAUUUCCAUUAUUUACCCAAAGUGAUUUUGCCAUUGUUGCCACUACGUCAAAAUAAGGUUCUUAAAUAGAACAAUUAAGUGCAAAACACACAUGCGAGAUAUUGCACGCUUGUACUUGAUUGAACUAGAUUUUAUUUGAGAUUGACUCGUUCUAGCAGAGUGUAUCUAUGAUUAGGCAGCAAAAGAAUCUUAAAGUGUGCAGAAGAUUAGUGUCUGAAUUUACAGCAAAGUUACAACUGUUCUGUCACCAUGACUUAAGUUUAAUCAACAACAGCAAAAUGUUUUUCAUUAUCCUGUGUUUUUUUCCGUCUUCUUCCUAACAUAAGUUUUAUGUACCUGUAAUGAUAUAUUUCUGCUUAAAUAUUUGAUUAUUAAUGAUGACGAUGACGGGAUUGUUACAGCUAGUUUCUUAAAUAAACAGUAAAACCAAACAGUUUCUGCGAAACUUCUUGAUGGAAUUGUGCAACUGAUUAACCCUGAUCAUAACCGUGUUAAAUGAGUCACGUUUACUUCCAGCCUGCAGCUGAACACAAAUGUAGGUGAGAGGAUCAACCCUAAUAUCCUUUAAAGAUUUAAGGAACUGUUGGAAUGUGCUGCAAUGACUCAUCUGG